GCCCACACGGAGCGCCGUCGAGCUCUGGAGGCCAGCCUACAGGAUACACAACUGGAGCUCGAAGCCGCUGCGGAGAGAGCGGCCCUGGAGGCUGGACUCCUGGCAGGUUCCGCAGCUGCUGCUGCCGGAAACAGAGGCGACGUGCUCCAGGAGCUUGCUGGCGCCUCCGUUGCUCGCAAAGCCGCCGAGAACCGAAAGCGGUGGCUGAAAGAAGAGCUGAAGGCCGUGGAGGCGCAGAGGCCUCCCCCAGCCGCAGUGACCGCGCCACUCCUGGAGAUGCGCCGGGAGGUUCAGCAGCUUCGUGCUCAACUGCACGCUGCCGAAGCUGA
Messenger RNA from Symbiodinium natans, 329 nucleotides. Lineage: Eukaryota; Dinophyceae; Suessiales; Symbiodiniaceae. The record is from the annotation of a GenBank genome assembly.